AUGACCUCCGAAUCCAACUCCGCAAUAACUAGAAAAAACUACAACCUUCUCCUAAACCUCCCCCUCGAACUGCUACUCGUUAUAAUGGACAGUCUAGACAGCAUCUACACCCUCAAAGCCCUCCUCGACGCCUUUCCGAACGAACUUCUUCCCCUUUUCAAAGCCCACUCCAAAUCGAUUCUGAACACAAUCUUCUGGCGCCCGGUGCGGCAUUACAGUGAUGAGUCAGGGGUUGUAUAUCGGUGGAUGAUACGGGAAUUGGAAUUGGAGUAUUUAUUCAAGUCGCCCGUUGAGGAAGGAGAGCAAGGGGUUGGUAAUGGUGGCGCCGUCGGGUAUGGGAAUGGAACCACGGCCCAAGCCGCAGAGACGGAUUAUAGGAAAGAUAUGUGGGAGGGGUUUAGGCGGAAAAUCAGGGAUAGAUUUAUCUUCUCAGAUGGAAAUGAUAUCGAUUGA
Talaromyces marneffei is the source of this 453-nucleotide messenger RNA. RefSeq lists its product as uncharacterized. The record is from RefSeq and is a predicted model, not a curated record. NCBI's taxonomy places the organism in Eukaryota, Fungi, Ascomycota, Eurotiomycetes, Eurotiales, Trichocomaceae. Bases 1 to 453 code for a protein of 150 amino acids. The transcript has a single exon.